AUGAUACGGCGUUUAGGGAAACUGGAGAGCGUUCCCGUAAAUACGAGGGAAGCCAUUGACGCGGUUUUCGGGUGCAUUAGCGAAAGUUUUCUGCCGACGUCAGACAAUCAACACGAGACAGAAUACGUGAUCCAUUGGCUUGAACCGGGUUACCCCCGAAAUAAGCUGCAACUGCAACUGCAACUGCUGCUGCUGCAACAGCAAGAUGCAAGUGAACUUGUUGCUCAAGCGCAGGCGCAUGUGAAGCAAUUGGAAGGUCCUUCUAGCCGUACCAAAGUAGCCAUACGACAAAGUCUUAAGGAAGAUGAUGAACACACUCAAAGAGCCUUUGUCGCUGCUUAUAAUUGUAAAAUGAUGGUUGAAUUCGGUCGAUGGUUUCCAGAAACAUUCUCAACGUUGGAACAAGUGUUGGCGCUAGUUGAAGCCAUCCAUGAGUACUAUCAAUCAAGAUUAGGGUAUUUGAACUUGACGUUGGGUGCAAAACAGAUGUUUAAUGCAAACUUAACUGCCCUUUUAGAACUUCAUUUGAUAAGGAAAAGCAAUUUUCUCACGCUUACCAGGCUGAAAUUAUCAGCGGAGGGUAAUAUAAGUGGCAAAGAUGAGACCAUAGUCGUAUCUAUAGGCUUACUUCUUCAGAAGUACCAAUUGGCAACCGAUCUCUACGAAGUGAUUCUUGAUCUUCAAAUUGGAAGAAUCCGACAUUUGGUGCAAAGUACUUCUCAUGAUUGGGAUAAGUCAUGUCUCAAAAGAAUCCAUGCAUCUAUCAGGUCUGAGAUCCUUCAAUCCAAUUGGAAUAAGUUGAACGCCCAAUUGGUCGAUUUGGAUAUGCUUUUGAAGUUCACCAAUACCGAGGUUAUUACCUUGAAGAUUGCCAAUUGCUUUCAAAUCAUUGGUCGGUAUCCUCAAUCUCGGGAAUCGCUUGAAGAACUAUACAAUUGUUUGGCAGUACUGGAAAAUCACUACUAUCAAAGAGAUAAAUUGGUGCAUACGUUUAUUGAUUCUUGCCAGAACAACUUACUUCAUUCAGGUGUGAACACGGUGGAUAUUAUUAAGUUCUAUACCAAAACUAUAUGGCUGUUCUUGAUCAUUGAUCCAAGAGGAGUGUUACUAGAUCGAGUGGUCCGUCCAAUUCGUCGAUAUUUAAAGAGUAGAGACGAUACCAUAUACAUAUUGGUUAAAGGGAUACUUGAUACAUCCCCCCAGAAUAAACUUGUUGAACUUGCAGAAGACUUAAGACUAACCCCUACUAAUAAAGGUUCCCAUAAGUCAUCACGUCUUUAUUAUGACGAUGCAAAUGAUCUUACUUUGAAAUGGGUUCCUGAUCCCCUCGAUGCCUUGCCCGACUUCAAGAGAGAUAGAAUCACCGAUAUCAUAGAGUCUUUGAUUUCGAUAUUCGAUUCUAAAGAUUUGUUCAUUGCUCAAAUCACAAAGUACUUUGUCGAGCCGUUGAUCGGGAAGGAAAGAUGGAACGUUGAUGAAAUCGCCAAAGAUGUAAAGUUCUUGAAACUUAAAUUUGGUGAUGAUAAGUUCACUAAUCUUGACAUUAUGAUUGAUGAUAUUAAACAAAGCUUAACCACAGGAAAGAGUCAAGCGGAUCAAGCGAAUCCGUUCAUUGAUUCAGUGGUAUUAUCUCAUUUGUAUUGGCCCAAUUUAGAUGAAACAAGUCCAUGGAAGCUCCCAUAUACUUUACAACGUUCUUAUGAUGAAUAUUCUUCCUUGUACAAGGCAGAAAAGCCUGGAAGGUAUCUUCGUCUCAUACCAACCUUGGGUAGUGUCACCAUUGAGUUAACAGAAUUCAGAACCAAGGCUCCAAAAAAUUACACUGUGUCUCCUCUCCAAGCUAUGGUCAUCUACCAAUUCAAUGAUGUUGAUGGGGAGCUUUCAGUGAGUCUGCUUGUGGAGAGUUUAGGAGCUACAGAGUUCGAAAUAAGACACGCAUUGGAGUAUUGGUGUAAGGAAGGUAUUCUAGAGGGAAUCACCAGUCAAUUAUAUAUGGUUGCUGAAGAAGAUGAUGAUAUAUUUAGAUGA
Messenger RNA from Lizanozyma spartinae, 2028 nucleotides. Its product is annotated as anaphase promoting complex subunit 2. Lineage: Eukaryota; Fungi; Ascomycota; Pichiomycetes; Serinales; Debaryomycetaceae. The transcript has a single exon. Gene Ontology annotation, cellular component: anaphase-promoting complex. The record is from RefSeq and is a predicted model, not a curated record. Gene Ontology annotation, molecular function: ubiquitin protein ligase binding. The coding region runs from base 1 to 2028 and encodes 675 amino acids. Gene Ontology annotation, biological process: ubiquitin-dependent protein catabolic process.